Messenger RNA from Akanthomyces muscarius, 2280 nucleotides. RefSeq lists its product as uncharacterized. Lineage: Eukaryota; Fungi; Ascomycota; Sordariomycetes; Hypocreales; Cordycipitaceae. The transcript is spliced from 3 exons. The record is from RefSeq and is a predicted model, not a curated record. Bases 1 to 2280 code for a protein of 759 amino acids.
AUGAGAAUUCUGGCAGUUCUGUGUCUCGGCGCCAGCUUGCUGGCCAAUGCCGCCCCUACAGAUGGCAUUCGAGCCUUGGCUGAUCGCUUCCUGGACGGAAAAGGCGACGCCUUUGAGUUUACCUUGUCCGAAAAUAACGGCAACUGGUCUCGCUGGAACGCGCCCACGAAUGACAACUACACGGUGGCCGCGGCGAAAAACGGCAAGAUACAUAUCCAGGGCACCACUCUCAGUGCUCUGGCUCGCGGGCUGCGUCACUAUGCAAACGAUGUGCUUGAUAUUGAUGACUUUUGGUUUUUCCAGCGAAGCCAAAAGCUGCCCAACAACCUGCCGCUGCCAGCAAAGCCCAUUGCCGGCUCCAGUUCUGUUCCAUGGCGUUAUAACCUAAACACUGUGACCUUUGCCUACUCUUUUGCUUGGUAUCAAUGGAACGACUGGGAAAAGCUGCUCGACUGGGCCGCCCUCCACGGCGUCAACUUCCAGCUGGCCUGGGUGGGCUAUGAGAAGAUUUACCUCGACAGUUUCCGCCAGCUCGGUAUGAAGGACGACGACAUUCUCGACUUUUUCAGCGGGCCGGCCUUUCAGCCCUGGAACCGCUUCGGCAACAUCAAGGGCACCUGGGGCCCCGAGCGCCGGCUCUCCAUGGCGUGGAUCGACCAGCAGUUUGCGCUGCAAAAGCAGAUUGUCGCCCGCAUGGUGCAGCUCGGCAUCACGCCCAUCCUUCCCGCCUUUCCCGGGUUUGUGCCCGAUGCAUUCGCGCGCGUCAAGCCGGACGCGAAUGUCGUCCGGGCGCCGGCCUGGGGAGGGCUGCCCGAGGACAACAACAAUACCCAUGCGCUGUUCCUAAGCCCGCUGGACGACUCCUACGCCGAAAUCCAGAAGCUGUUCGUGGAGACCCAGAUCAAAGAAUACGGCAAUGUCACAAACAUGUACGCCAUGGACCAGUUCAACGAAAUCAACCCCGUCUCGGGCGACCCAAGCUAUCUAGCCAAUGUUUCCAAGAACUCGUACACAGCACUGACGGCUGCCAAUCCCGCUGCGGUCUGGAUCAUGCAGGGAUGGCUAUUCUACCUGAGCGCCGGAAACUUCUGGACGCAGGAUCGCAUUGAUGCCUACCUGAGCGGACCGCAAGACGAGGCCGGCAUGGUCAUUCUCGACCUGUUCAGCGAGACGGCGCCGCAGUGGCAGCGAACAAAGAGCUAUUCGGGCCGACCCUGGAUCUGGUGCCAGGUGCACGACUUUGGUGGCAAUCAGAAUCUGUUUGGAAAGAUUACCAAUACGACUGUGAACCCAAUGGAGGCACUGCAAGAGUCUGGUUCCAUGGUCGGGCUGGGCAUUGCCACGGAAGCAUACGAGGGCAACGAAGUCAUCUACGAUCUCUUCUUCGACCAAGGCUGGUCCAAGACGCCCAUUGACACCGUUUCAUACUUUCAUGAUUGGACGACAAGACGGUACUCGGGUGUGAAGAAGCUGCCGGCUUCGCUGUACCGAGCAUGGGAGCUUCUGCGCUCCACCGUCUACGACUACCAGUCUUCCGCCCUCAUUGGCGUGCCCGUGUCCGUCUACCAGGUCGAGCCCAACGUAACCGGCCUGCACAACAUGACCACCGGCAAGCCCACCGCGCUGCACUACGACCCCAAGGCGCUGCUGCCCAUCUGGGGUCUCUUCCUCGGCGCAGCCACCGAGCAGCCGGGCCUCUGGUCCGAGCCCGGCUUCCGUCUCGACGUGGUCGACGUGACGCGCCAGGUGAUGAGCAACGCCUUUGACCACCUAUACCUGGACGUUGCGUCGGCCUUUACGCAGAAGCGGCCGGCGUCGGACGUGUUCCGGCGCGGCGCGAGGAUGCUCGCGUUCCUCGACGACCUGGACGCGCUGCUCUCGACGCAGGAGCACUUUACGCUGCGCAAGUGGCUGGACGCCGCCCACGCGUGGGGCGAGAGCACCGGCGAAAAGGACUCGGUGGCGUACAAUGCGCGCAGCCAGGUUACCAUCUGGGCGCCGCAGACGCUCCUCAACGACUACGCGGCCAAGGCGUGGUCGGGGCUCGUCUCGACGUACUACGGCCAGCGCUGGCGCAUCUUUGUGGACAAGCUGGUGGAUGCGCUGGAGAAUCACGACGGCAAGCUGGACUAUGCGGCACUGCACAAGGAUAUUGGCGAGUUCCAGACGUCGUGGCAGACCAAGGGAUACAAUAUUGAGGGUGGGAUGGCGUCCAAGAGCGCCGCGGAUGUGCAGGACGUUGUCGAGUCAAUCAAGCAGCGCUGGCAUGAUGAUCUGUAA